AUGGGUUCCCUUCCUACUGUCCCUCCCUUCAAGGUCUUCAUCGCCGGCACUUCGUAUGCUGGCAUGUCCACGGCCCUCAACCUGCUCGACCUCAGCAAGGGCGAGUCCCCCCGCCUCGCUCACUCCCCGUACGAGCACCACGCCGACUUCAAGAACAUCCCGCUCGACAUCACCAUUGCCGAUGAGCGUGAUGUCCACUUGAUCGGCUCGCCGCUUGCCUUCGCCGACUCUGCCUACGCCGCCAAGUCCUGGGUCAAGUUCCAAGAUAUCCCCUCUCUGCAGCGCCCCAACGUGCGCUUCGUCCAGGGCAGCGUCAGCAAGGUCGACCCGGCCACCAAGACCGCCACCGUCCUCGACCACGAGACGAAGCAGCCCCAGGACUUCUCCUACGACUUCUUCAUCGGCGCCACUGGCCUGCGCCGCGCCUUCCCCGUGGUCCCCCAGUCCCUCACCCGCAAGCAGUUCCUGCUCGAGGCUGAGGAGCAGAUCCACGCCGUCCGCAACGCUCCCGAUGGCGUCAUCGUCGUCGGCGGCGGUGCCGUCGGUAUCGAGAUGGCCGCCGAGUUGAAGCUCGUUGAGCCCAGCACCAAGGUGACCCUGGUGCACUCCCGCAACCAGCUUCUUUCCUCCGAGGGACUGUCCGACCUGUGCAAGGACAAGGCUCUUGAGCUGACCAAGGAGGCCGGCGUCGAGGUCCUCCUCAACACCCGCGUCAAGGAGACGCGCAAGAUCGAGCCCACCGCCAACGGCCGCGCGCGCUACGAGGUUGAGUUCACCAACGGCGACAAGCUCAUCGCCAGCGAGGUCGUCAUGGCCAUCUCCCGCCAGACCCCCUCCACGGACUUCGUUCCCGCCGCCGCCAAGGACGAGGAGGGCUACGUCCCCAUCCACCCCAACCUGGUCUUCUCCUCCGACAUCCCCAACGCCGAGGACCACAUCGCCGUCGGCGACAUUGCCAAGUGGCCCGGAAUCAAGCGUUGCGGUACCGCCAUGCACCACGGCCACGUCGCCGCCAUCAACAUCCACCAGCUGAUGCUGGUCAAGCUCACGAACAAGGAGCACAAGCCCAAGUUCUACGAGCUCGGCUUCGUCGAGCCCAUGAUCGGUCUCGCUGUCGGCAAGAAGGCUGUUGCCAGCAGCUCUGAGGGCACCACGUGGGGCGAGGACGUCAUGCACUCCUACUUCCGUGACGACCUCGGCUUCACCAUCUGCUGGAACCACAUGAAGCUUGGCAAGGCCGACAACUGA
Molecule: messenger RNA, 1248 nt
Organism: Colletotrichum chrysophilum
Lineage: Eukaryota; Fungi; Ascomycota; Sordariomycetes; Glomerellales; Glomerellaceae
Exons: 3
Coding region: 1-1248 (415 amino acids)
Cellular component (GO): cytoplasm
Molecular function (GO): electron-transferring-flavoprotein dehydrogenase activity; flavin adenine dinucleotide binding
Source: RefSeq, a predicted model, not a curated record